AUGUUGUUCCCGCAGGAGGAGGCGCCGGCUGUCAAGCAGUGGCUCAUACGGGAGCUCGAGCCAUUAUGUGAUGCUGAUCCUGAUGUCUUGGCUGACUAUGUGCUGGCUCUCUUCAAGAACGACACCAGCGAGCCAGAACUGAUCGCGAUGUUGAACGAGCAGUUGCUCGACUUUCUCGAGGGAAACACCCAGUCGUUUGUGACCAAGGCCGUGGAAACGCUCAAAUCGCGCUCGUACGGCGCAGGUCAGACUCGCAAGCGCGACGACGACGACGAAGGUAAUACUGGCAUGGACGAAGUGACAGACACGGACACUGGCGCGAAUCCGUCCAAGCGUCAGGCUUACGCGACGGAGGGCGCCGAGGCCAUGAACGAAGACGGCACUACACCGCAAGCCCGUCCACGCCGCAUGGCGCGUGCGCCAGGCAGUAAAGGUCUGUGCCGUGACUACCACAAUUCAGGCUACUGUGCACGAGGCAACCAAUGCCGCUUCCAGCACUCUGACGACAGUAUGACGGGACCUAUGCCGCCGCCAGGCAUGUUCCCGCCAGGCAUGCCAUUUAUGCCACCAUUCCCGAUGGGCCCUGAUGGCGCUAUGCCGCCGCCAGGCAUGAUGCCGCCGCCGGAACAAAUGGCGCAGAUGAUGCAGCAUAUGCAGGCCAUGGCCGCCUCAGGCGAGAUGCCGGAUAUGAUGAUGAUGAUGGGCGGUGGCCGUGGCCGUGGUAUGCCGCGCGGCCGUGGUGGUGGACGUGGUGGACGUGGUGGCCGCGGCGGCGGUCCGCAUGCUGCGCCGGUAGCCCGCAGUGCCGACACCAUUGUGAUUGAGAAUAUACCCCCCGAGUACCUCGAUCUUGCGCAUGUGAAUGAAUACUUCAAGAAAUUUGGUACAAUUACAAAUAUCGACGUGGACGAGCCUGGCAAGAAAGCCGUUGUGACGUACGCCACACAUGCCGAGGCUGAAAACGCACACAAGAGCCCGGAUGUGAUUUUCGGGAACCGAUUUGUGAAGGUGUACUUCCAGCGCAUCGAGCGCGCGCCGCCGUCCAAGCCACACUACAUGACUGACAAGGGCUCCAACGUGUACCUCGCUCCGGAGCUGCGCAAUGCAGCGAUGGAGCAGGCGCCCAUGGACGAGGAGAAGCGGCGCAUUGUGGAGCUGCGCAAGAAGAAGCAAGCGUUGGUUCAAAUGCAGUUGGCUGAACAAAAGGCGCUACUGCAGAAGCUCGAGGAGAAGGAUCUCACGCCGCAAGGCCGCAAGAGUAUCAUGACAAUGCUGGAGAAGCUAUCGACAGAUAUCAAGGGCGCGACAGAGAUGCUGAAGCGCGAUAUGGAGCCAUCCGAUGCUAUGGAUACCAAUGCUACAACCGAGGAACUCCAAGCGAAACUUGCGCACCUCAAACAGGAAGCUGCUGCGCUCGGCCUUGAUCCCUCUGGCCACCCAGCCAUGCGCGGUGGCUUCCGUGGGCGUGGGCGUGGGGGUAUGCGUGGCUUUGGCGCGCCUCGUGGCCGUGGCCGCGGUGCGCCUAUGAUGGCCAACCGCUCACUGACCCUCGACAACCGCACGACCAAGGUCGGCAUUAGCGGUUUGCCUGCGCAGUACGAUCCUGCGGCGCUGCAGGCGUACGUCCAACAGUUUGGCGAGUGUGAUGCGAUGGAGCAGGUGGGCCACGAUGUCAUCGUCACGUACAAGACACGCCUGAGUGCUGAGCGAGCGAUGCGCGCUGGCACAUCGAUCCCGAAUGUAGGCGACGCUACGUUUUCGUGGGUCGACGCGCCACCGGCCGCUGCUCCUUCUGCUGCCGCCGCAGCCCCUCCGACGUCGACCCAUGCGACGCUGGCCGACGCUGCAGCAGAGCUCGACGAGCAUGCGGAGCGCGAGAACUGGAAACGCUAA
Malassezia pachydermatis is the source of this 1893-nucleotide messenger RNA. Its product is annotated as protein containing the rna recognition motif. The coding region runs from base 1 to 1893 and encodes 630 amino acids. Lineage: Eukaryota; Fungi; Basidiomycota; Malasseziomycetes; Malasseziales; Malasseziaceae. Gene Ontology annotation, molecular function: metal ion binding; RNA binding. Gene Ontology annotation, biological process: mRNA processing. The transcript has 2 exons. Gene Ontology annotation, cellular component: nucleus. The record is from RefSeq and is a predicted model, not a curated record.